AUGAAGAACAGAGUUCGGACCGGUGCUCUUGCUUCGUUCUGGCCAGAGGAAAAACCACCAAGUGACUGCAGCAGCGGUGGGUGUGGGGAUGGCGGUGAACGCGCGGCCCUUGACGAGAUGCCGGGGAGGGGCGUCGGAGCACACGCGCCCGACCCUGUGGAUACCUCCAUCAAAUGGACAGAAAUGACGCCGGAGGUGUUCAGCCCUGUGGACUGGGCGUCGGAGGAGCGACUCGGAUUCCCUCCAAGUUCUAAUUUGGAGGUACGAGCCGCAGAGAUGGAUGCAGAGCCUCUGCUUCGGCUAGCAGCGCAGCGCUGUGAGAAGCACUGGCAAAGUUAUUCACGAGGUUUGCCGUUGCUGGCUGCUGCGAACGCCAAGGUGGAAGAGUUCAUGCGGCGGGCUAUGUGGCACCAUGGCAUCCCACAGCACCUGCGCGGUGUGUUGUGGCUAACGAUAUCUGGUGUUGCGGCGAAGAUGGAUGAGAAUCAGGGUUUCUGUCGAGCACUUUUGAAGCGUCAUGGAUACAUGCGUGGCGAGUAUGCCGAAGCCAUUGAAAAGGAUCUUCACCGCACUUUUCCCGAGCAUCGAUAUUUUGCGGACGGUGGGUUGGGGAUUCGAAAGGCGCGGAAUGUUCUGCAUGCUCUGUGCUGGCGCAAUCCACUUUUGAACUAUUGCCAGUCGUUCAACUAUCUUGUUGCUUUUAUUCUGUUGGUGGUUGACGAUGAGGAAAGCACCUUCUGGCUUAUGUGUCACCUACUAGAAAACUUACUGCCCAACGACUUGUACUCGGAAUCGCUGAUAGGGACAAAGGUGGAUCAACUCGUACUUCAGGCUCUUCUCCAACAGCGCCUCCCGCGUCUUGCACAACACUUUUCGGAGGUGCACUUUGAGGUUGAGACGCUCGUGUCGGCGUGGGUCAUGGCGCUGUUCAUUAAUGUCGUUCCUGUGCAGACGCUCUUGCGUGUGUGGGAUUGUCUUCUUGCCGGCUGGAGCCACUCUUCUGAGCAUUCGUGCGUGCCGCUGGAGGUGGUUUUGGCGGUGUUGAAGUUGCAUCAAAAUGAACUACUACGUUGCAACGAUGCGGGGGAUGUUCUCAUGUGCUUGGACCACGCCACAAAACGUUUAUUUGACGCUGAGAAACUUGUCCGGCUCAUAAGGGAGAUGCGGCUUUCGCCGUCGAACGUGCGGCAGAUGCGUAGAAGUGCAAGGCCGACGGUGGCGGAGGAGCAAUAUAAGCGCGAGAAGCGUCGACAGGAGCUGCUUGAGAGGAAUCGUUUAGGAUAUGAAAAGAAAAAUGGCGGAAUAAUUCAAAUGCGGAGGAGUGAGGAGAAAGAAAAGGACGAUGUGGUGGUGACAGUGGAGGACCCGCAACCGAUUUCCGAAGCGGGCGUUUCUGGGCAACACCGAGAAUUUGUUCCAGCGCCGCCGGUUGAGUCACGCCAAAAGGAGUACCGUGAACGCUUUGCCGGAACGGUUUUUGUUGAGGUGAAUGCGUGGCAUCAAAUUCAGAAGGGCAAAAGCCGCCUUGGGAAUGCGCGGGGGGAGGUGGAUGAAGACUGUGAACGCCCCGCAGUGUCCGGGUGUGCUGUUGGUACCAGAAGAUGGCGGCGAAGGGAGGAAAGUGUCGGGCUUGAGAUGGAGAGCAUUUGCACGGCAAACAGGGAUCAAGAGGAGGUGGAGCAUCAGUGA
This is a messenger RNA of Trypanosoma cruzi, 1689 nucleotides long. Its product is annotated as GTPase activator protein, putative. Lineage: Eukaryota; Euglenozoa; Kinetoplastea; Trypanosomatida; Trypanosomatidae. The record is from RefSeq and is a predicted model, not a curated record. The transcript has a single exon. Bases 1 to 1689 code for a protein of 562 amino acids.